AUGCCUGGUUCAAGUCAUGCCUUGGAGCGGUUUUCCAGCCGUGCUGCUACCCACCGUCAACUGGGAACUUGUGGCCAGGCACAAGGGAUGAGAGGCUUACUGGCACUCUGCUUUGUGGCAACACUGAUCAUUUCGUGCGAUGGAAUAGUCUUGCCAGGUGCAUCACUGACUGGCUACAGCUACUGUCCUAAAGUUGGUGCAGUCCUGCAACGGACACACGAUCACAGGCUUUUCAACUUUACAGAUGGCCAUGACAUAUGCAGGGUACACAAUGGCAUAUUACUAAGUGCGAAAGCGUACACGUCGGGAUGCACAUCAACAUUGCUCGGUGAUACCCACUUUGCCUGGAUCAACCAGUUUGAAGUUGGAAAAACCGAUGAGAUUGCAUUUGCAACCGGAACACUAGCCCACCCUGUUUCCACCCGUUUCGUGAACGCCUCCAUAUACGUCGCUUGCGAAAUACCUUGUCAACGUAUCACCACGACUGGAGAUGGAGAUGGAAUAACUAAUAUUUCAGAGAGCGGUAGCGUUACAUGUGAUCCUGGUUAUGAAUACCUUAAUGCACAACCCGUGUGUAAUGAUGCAAGUACACAAAUUCCUCCCUGCACACCUGUGAAGUGUGAUGUACCAGCUAUUGCUAAUGCUACUGUUAACCGUACGGUGAUACAGUUCCAGGAUACGGUCACCUAUACGUGCCAAGACAAUCUAGCUCUUGUGGGCAUUGCCACGCAAAGUUGCUUGGCGAAUGGGAGUCUGUCGUCAGUGGCGCCUCGUUGUGACUAUUCAUCACUGACUGGGUACAGCUACUGUCCUGAAGUUGGUGCGGUCCUGCAACGGACACACGACUCCAAGCUUUUCAACUUUACAGAUGGCGAUUUUAUAUGCAAGCUGCACAAUGGUAGAUUACUAAGUCCAAAAGCGUACGGGAGCAAUUGCACAUUCACAUUUUUUGGUGCGACACGAGUUGCCUGGGUCAACCAGUUUGAGGAUGGAGCAAACGAUAGGAUUGCGUUUGUCACCGGAACACCAGCCAAACCUGUUGCCACUCUUUUCGUGAACGCGUCAGUAUACGUCGUGUGCGAAAUACCGGUGAAAUGUAAUGUACAACCAAUUGCUAAUGGUUUGACCGACAGGAUGGUAAUUCAAUACCAGGAAACUGUCACCUAUUCUUGCCUUCACAAUCUAGCUGUGGUGGGUGUAGCCACGCAAAGUUGUAUGGCUGACAGAAAUCUGUCUUCAGUGCCGCCACGCUGUGCCAAUACGUCACUGACUGGGUACAGCUACUGUCCUCAGGUUGGCGCAGUCCUGAAACGGACGCACGAUGCUAAGGUAUUCAACUUUACAGAUGGCCAUGACAUAUGCAGGGUACGCAAUGGCAUAUUACUAAGUGCGAACGCGUACGAGUCGGGAUGCACAUCAACAUUGCUCGGUGAUACCCACUUUGCCUGGAUCAACCAGUUUGAAGAUGGAAAAACCGAUGAGAUUGCAUUUGCAACCGGAACACUAGCCCACCCUGUUUCCACCCGUUUCGUGAACGCCUCCAUAUACGUCACUUGCGAAAUACCUUGCCAACGUACGGAUGGAGACAGAAUAACUAGUAUUUCAGAGAACGGUACUGUCACAUGUGAACGUGGUUAUGAAUACCUCCAUGCACAACCAGUGUGCAGUAAUGCAACUACGCAAAUCCAUACCUGCACCACUGUGAAGUGUGAUGUACCAGCUAUUGCUAAUGCUACUGUUAACCGUACGGUGAUACAGUUCCAGGAUACGGUCACCUAUACGUGCCAAGACAAUCUAGCUCUUGUGGGCAUUGCCACGCAAAGUUGCUUGGCGAAUGGGAGUCUGUCGUCAGUGGCGCCUCGUUGUGACUAUUCAUCACUGACUGGGUACAGCUACUGUCCUGAAGUUGGUGCGGUCCUGCAACGGACACACGACUCCAAGCUUUUCAACUUUACAGAUGGCGAUUUUAUAUGCAAGCUGCACAAUGGUAGAUUACUAAGUCCAAAAGCGUACGGGAGCAAUUGCACAUUCACAUUUUUUGGUGCGACACGAGUUGCCUGGGUCAACCAGUUUGAGGAUGGAGCAAACGAUAGGAUUGCGUUUGUCACCGGAACACCAGCCAAACCUGUUGCCACUCUUUUCGUGAACGCGUCAGUAUACGUCGUGUGCGAAAUACCGGUGAAAUGUAAUGUACAACCAAUUGCUAAUGGUUUGACCGACAGGAUGGUAAUUCAAUACCAGGAAACUGUCACCUAUUCUUGCCUUCACAAUCUAGCUGUGGUGGGUGUAGCCACGCAAAGUUGUAUGGCUGACAGAAAUCUGUCUUCAGUGCCGCCACGCUGUGCCAAUACGUCACUGACUGGGUACAGCUACUGUCCUCAGGUUGGCGCAGUCCUGAAACGGACGCACGAUGCUAAGGUAUUCAACUUUACAGAUGGCCAUGACAUAUGCAGGGUACGCAAUGGCAUAUUACUAAGUGCGAACGCGUACGAGUCGGGAUGCACAUCAACAUUGCUCGGUGAUACCCACUUUGCCUGGAUCAACCAGUUUGAAGAUGGAAAAACCGAUGAGAUUGCAUUUGCAACCGGAACACUAGCCCACCCUGUUUCCACCCGUUUCGUGAACGCCUCCAUAUACGUCACUUGCGAAAUACCUUGCCAACGUACGGAUGGAGACAGAAUAACUAGUAUUUCAGAGAACGGUACUGUCACAUGUGAACGUGGUUAUGAAUACCUCCAUGCACAACCAGUGUGCAGUAAUGCAACUACGCAAAUCCAUACCUGCACCACUGUGAAGUGUGAUGUACCAGCUAUUGCUAAUGCUACUGUUAACCGUACGGUGAUACAGUUCCAGGAUACGGUCACCUAUACGUGCCAAGACAAUCUAGCUCUUGUGGGCAUUGCCACGCAAAGUUGCUUGGCGAAUGGGAGUCUGUCGUCAGUGGCGCCUCGUUGUGACUCGGUGAAAUGUAAUGUACAACCAAUUGCUAAUGGUUUGACCGACAGGAUGGUAAUUCAAUACCAGGAAACUGUCACCUAUUCUUGCCUUCACAAUCUAGCUGUGGUGGGUGUAGCCACGCAAAGUUGUAUGGCUGACAGAAAUCUGUCUUCAGUGCCGCCACGCUGUGCCAAUACGUCACUGACUGGGUACAGCUACUGUCCUCAGGUUGGCGCAGUCCUGAAACGGACGCACGAUGCUAAGGUAUUCAACUUUACAGAUGGCCAUGACAUAUGCAGGGUACGCAAUGGCAUAUUACUAAGUGCGAACGCGUACGAGUCGGGAUGCACAUCAACAUUGCUCGGUGAUACCCGCAUAGCCUGGAUCAACCAGUUUGAAGAUGGAAAAACCGAUGAGAUUGCAUUUGCAACCGGAACACUAGCCCACCCUGUUUCCACCCGUUUCGUGAACGCCUCCAUAUACGUCACUUGCGAAAUACCUUGCCAACGUACGGAUGGAGACAGAAUAUCUAAUAUUUCAGAGAACGGUACUGUCACAUGUGAACGUGGUUAUGAAUACCUCCAUGCACAACCAGUGUGCAGUAAUGCAACUACGCAAAUCCAUACCUGCACCAUUGUUAAAUGUAAUGUAUCUGAAAUUGCCGGUGGCAUUGCUAAUAGGAUGGUAAUUCAGUUCCAGGAAGCCGUCACCUAUUCUUGCCUUAACAAUCUGGCUCUGAUCGGCGAUGCCGUUCAAAGUUGCUUGGAGAAUGGGAGUCUGUCGUCAGUGGCUCCGCGUUGUGACUGUGAGUUCUACUUGACAGUGCUGAGUCUGAUCUGGAAGCCGAUCUCUCCCACGCGCGUGCUCCGCACCCGAAAGAUCGCUCCCACGCUCCGAGCGUCAAGCUCCGGACCUAUCCUGCCCGGAACUUCCAGUUCUAUCGGAACCCUGACUUUGCCAGGACCUCCAGUUCUCUCCAAGCCCUCGGUUCUACCCACACCGCCACGUCGCGCGAUUGAAAAAAUCCAGCGCGGAGAGUUUGUGGAACUUGAGGAACUCUUGCUGGAAAAUUUCAGCUCCCAGGGACAGGAGCCAAUACAACUGGUAACAGCUGGCGGCGACAUGGCUCAGCUCUCGCUCAACCUCAGCGCAAAGCACACGCGCGCGAUCAACGACUUCUCGGCUUGGCUGGAGGCCUGGACGAUCUACAUGGGCAUCGUCGUUCUUGCUCGUCCUGACCGAGCUCAUGAGCUCGUCUGCUACCAGCACAUACUUUGUACUGCGAACCAACAGUUCACGACGUCUGCUGUGCUGAACUAUGAUCGAGCAUUUCGCCAACACACCGCCAGCAUGGCACUGCGCUGCGACGUGAUCAAUCAGACGCUGUGGAGUAUUCGCCUACUCCGCUCUCCCCGUCUGUCAUGCAGACGUCUGCUGUGCGGAACUAUGAUCGAGCAUUUCGCCAACACACCGCCAGCAUGGCACUGUGCUGCGACGUGA
Molecule: messenger RNA, 4437 nt
Organism: Sycon ciliatum
Lineage: Eukaryota; Metazoa; Porifera; Calcarea; Leucosolenida; Sycettidae
Product: sushi, von Willebrand factor type A, EGF and pentraxin domain-containing protein 1-like
Exons: 20
Coding region: 1-4437 (1478 amino acids)
Source: RefSeq, a predicted model, not a curated record